UAUUUAAAUUGAAAUUGAAAAAAAGAGAUAUCCUGAUAAGAGAGAAAGAAACAUAAAUUAAAUAAGUAGCAUCAAUUUCGCUCUUUCCUUCCCAUCUCUCUCGUUACUUCAAACUUCAAACUCCUCAGCGCCUUCUUCUUCUCCUUCUUCUUCUUCUUCUUAUCACAGGACUUGACUAAAUUUUCCCACCGUUGCUUUAAUUUCUGCCUAGAAAUGGAGGUUGCAGUCGACAAAGCCUUGAAACCGAGUUUAAGGAGAGAGUUCAUCGUUCAGCAAACGCUCUGCGAGGAAAUUUUCUGCCUCAACGCCAACGCCGGCGGCGCCGGCGCCGGCGAAGACUUCUCCGUCGACGACCUCCUCGACUUCUCCAACGGCGAAGAAUACAACGAAGAAACAGAAAGCGUGUCCGUUUCGUCGCAGUCGCAGGACCGCGGGGAAGACGAUAGCAACUCCAAUUCCACCGGCGUUUCGUGUGAUUCCUUUUUCUCCACCGAAUUGGCCGUUCCGGCCGGUGAUUUGGAGGACCUGGAGUGGGUUUCACACUUCGUGGACGAUUCUCUCCCGGAGCUGUCACUUUUAUACCCGGUUCGUUCGGAGGAAGCGAACCGGUGGGUUGAACCGGAGGCUUCAGCGAAGAAAACGCCUCGUUUUCCGUGGGAAAUGAAAGUCAGGACCAAGGCCAGGACCGUACGGAGUAGAAACCCUAGCGCGUGGCCGACGUUGGGCCCCUUGCUCUCGCUCCCGUCUUCGCCGUCUUCGUGUUCGUCUUCGGUGACGGAACCGCCCGCUAAGAAGCAGAAGAAGCGGGCCGAGGCCCAACCCGUUGGGGCCCAGAUUCAGCGGCGGUGCAGUCACUGCCAGGUGCAGAAGACGCCGCAGUGGAGGACCGGCCCACUAGGGCCCAAAACCCUUUGCAACGCGUGCGGGGUUCGCUACAAGUCGGGUCGGCUCUUUUCGGAGUAUAGACCGGCGUGCAGCCCCACUUUCCGCAGCGAUAUUCAUUCCAAUAGUCACCGUAAAGUGUUGGAGAUGCGGAAGAGGAAAGGGGAGGCUGGACCGGCUGCCACCUUAGCCCAGGCCCAGACCCAAAUGGUUCUCACCUGCUGAUAUUUCUAGAUUAGAGAGAAAAAAAUUUGCAGAUUAGGUAUACAAAACCCGGUUUGAACCGGUUCGGUUUAUGUAUGAUAUUUAGUAUUUUUUUUAGUUUUAGUUAGUGCUAGCUAGCUAGGGUCAGGUAGUAACUGAUAUUAUUAGGAAUUAGGCAUUGAUUGUUUGUAACGUUGUAUCCCAUUUUCCUAGCGUUGAUGAUUUUAUUUAAUGUAAUACAAACAGUUUUUUCAACUUAACUUGAGGAUUAGAGUUAUUUAAUUAUUAUGAAGACAAUUUAAAUUUU
Messenger RNA from Cajanus cajan (pigeon pea), 1393 nucleotides. Its product is annotated as GATA transcription factor 7. NCBI's taxonomy places the organism in Eukaryota, Viridiplantae, Streptophyta, Magnoliopsida, Fabales, Fabaceae. Gene Ontology annotation, cellular component: nucleus. Gene Ontology annotation, biological process: positive regulation of DNA-templated transcription; cell differentiation. Gene Ontology annotation, molecular function: sequence-specific DNA binding; zinc ion binding. The record is from RefSeq and is a predicted model, not a curated record.